Messenger RNA from Aphanomyces invadans, 2101 nucleotides. RefSeq names its product acetolactate synthase, large subunit, biosynthetic type, variant. The coding region runs from base 217 to 2049 and encodes 610 amino acids. Gene Ontology annotation, cellular component: acetolactate synthase complex; mitochondrion. The transcript has 5 exons. The record is from RefSeq and is a predicted model, not a curated record. Gene Ontology annotation, molecular function: flavin adenine dinucleotide binding; magnesium ion binding; thiamine pyrophosphate binding. Gene Ontology annotation, biological process: L-valine biosynthetic process. NCBI's taxonomy places the organism in Eukaryota, Oomycota, Saprolegniomycetes, Saprolegniales, Verrucalvaceae.
CGAAAGAGUGGUUGCGAAAUCAAGCGACUGUUCUCGUGGAGGGGGGCGCGGUUCGAUCGAACCGCACUAGUUUCGCCUUGCUCGGAGCCAUUCCCUCUCUAGCAAUGUUCGUCGCGCGCCGCCUCACGCGCGCCACCGCUUCGCGUUUCCAUUGCCGACUGAAGAGCCACUUGGCCGCGCCCGUUGCCGCCGCCUCCGCGACCGCACCCCCCACGCAUGCCAAGACGGACCAGCACAUUGGCCAAAGCGGCGCCAAGAUCUUUCACAAUCUCAUGGCCGAACUCGGCGUCAACACGAUCUUUGGCUACCCCGGCGGCGCGAUCCUGCCCGUGUUUGACGAGAUCUUUGAAUCGCCGCACUUCAAGUUUGUCUUGUGUCGCCAUGAACAAGGCGCCGGCCACAUGGCGCAGGGGUAUGCGCGGGCAACCGGCAAGCCCGGUGUCGUGCUGGUCACGUCGGGUCCCGGCGCCACCAACACUGUCACGCCGCUCCAGGUCCGCUUGCAUCCGUGGAUCGUCCUCCUUGCAUGAUCGCCUUACGUGGUGCACACAGGACGCUCUCAUGGAUGGCACACCGAUCAUAGUGUUCUCCGGCCAGGUCGCAACCCCCGUCUUGGGUACGGACGCGUUCCAGGAAGCCGACAUUCUUGGGAUCACACGGCCAUGCACCAAGUGGAACGUACAAGUUCGACACGUGAACGACCUCGCCCGGAACAUCCGGGAAGCAUUCCACAUCGCCACGACUGGCCGUCCUGGUCCCGUGCUCGUGGAUCUGCCCAAGGACAUCACCGCUGGCGUGUGCCAAACGUCGGUGUCGACGACGCCGCAAUUGAUCGGGUACUACGGCGAAGACAAAGUCCAUGGGAACCGAGUCGAUCAAGCGGCGAAUUUGGCCGAAGCCGCACGACUCAUCAACGUGUCCAAGAAGCCUGUGAUUUACGCAGGUCAAGGCACCCAGCACUGCAGCGAACAGCUCCGCGAACUUGCUAUCACGAUGAACUUGCCCGUGACCACGUCGUUCCAGGGCAUGGGCGCAUUCGACGAAACCCACCCACUGAGCCUUCACAUGCUCGGGAUGCACGGGUCGGCCUAUGCCAACUACGCCAUCCAGGACGCGGACUGCGUGAUUGCGAUCGGCGCCCGCUUUGACGAUCGAGUGACGGGCCGUGUCCGCGACUUUGCGCCGGAAGCGCGCCGCGCCGGCCGUCUUGGCCAAGGCGGGAUCAUCCACUUUGAUAUUUCAGGGAAACAAGUGGGCAAGAUCGUCCCGACCAACGUGGGGGUUGUCGGAGAUGCCGCGUACAAUCUGGCGCAGUUGCUGCCGCAGUUGGAAGCCAAGGCGCGCCCUGAAUGGCACGCCCAACUGAACGCAUGGAAGAAGCAGCAUCCAUUCCGCUACCGCAACCACACGGGAUCAAACCGCGCGCUCAAGCCACAGCGCGUCAUUGAAGAGCUCUACACGCAGACCAAGCACCGUGACGACGUGAUCAUUUCGACCGGUGUCGGGCAGCAUCAAAUGUGGGCGGCGCAGUUUUACCGUUGGCGGCAACCGCGGUCGCUCGUGUCGUCGGGUGGGCUGGGUACAAUGGGCUUUGGCUUGCCGGCGGCCAUAGGAGCCAAAGUCGCCAAGCCGAAUGCGAUGGUCGUGGACAUUGACGGCGACGCGAGCUUCUCCAUGACGCUGAUGGAACUGGCGACGGCAGCGGAAUUCAAUGUGGGCGUGAAGGUCCUCUUGCUCAACAAUCACGCCCAAGGCAUGGUCAAGCAGUGGCAGGAUCUGUUUUACGAAGAGCGGUACUCGGCCACGAUCAUGAAGAACCCCGACUUUGUCAAGCUCGCCGAAGCGAUGAACUGCCAAGGCUUGCGGUGCUCGUCCCAGGACGACCUGGCCGAGAAAAUGGCCGCGUUUCUCGCCGCGGACGGCCCGAUCGUCGGCGAGUUUAUCGUGGAUGGCGACGAACACUGCUACCCCAUGGUCGGCGCCGGCCGCGCGCUCGAUGAAAUGAUCUUUGGCGACUUCGACGACUGCCCGCCCACCACGUCGACCUAGGCUAUUUAAUCAAUAUUGCCCCCCCCCCCUUUGAAAGCGCUCCAGCGUGGAU